CCCCUCCCCCUCCCGCCCUCCUCCCUCUUCCUAUCUCCGGCUCGGCCACCGGCUCCGGCCUCUGCGCCCCCCUCCCAGAGCCCCCUCCCUAGAGCGGAGCCCACCCGAGGGCGCCUCUCCCGCCCCACCUCCCAGCCCAGCCACCCGGCCAGAACAGCAGCCCCGGGAGGCAGCCCCACGCCAGCCUCCCUCCCUCCCGCCCAGCCCUGCCAGUUCCCCCCAACCAUGAAUCUCUUCCGAUUCCUGGGAGACCUCUCCCACCUCCUAGCCAUCAUCUUGCUCCUGCUUAAAAUCUGGAAGUCCCGCUCGUGUGCCGGGAUUUCCGGAAAGAGCCAGGUCCUGUUUGCUGUGGUGUUCACUGCCCGCUACCUGGACCUCUUCACCAACUACAUCUCACUCUACAACACGUGCAUGAAGGUGGUCUACAUAGCCUGCUCUUUCACCACAGUCUGGAUGAUUUACAGCAAGUUCAAAGCCACUUACGAUGGGAACCACGACACGUUCCGGGUGGAGUUCCUUGUUGUUCCCACGGCCAUCCUGGCGUUCUUGGUCAACCAUGACUUUACUCCUCUAGAGAUCCUCUGGACCUUCUCCAUCUACCUGGAGUCAGUGGCCAUCCUGCCGCAGCUGUUCAUGGUGAGCAAGACGGGCGAGGCGGAGACCAUCACCAGCCACUACUUGUUUGCGCUGGGCGUCUACCGCACGCUCUAUCUCUUCAACUGGAUCUGGCGCUACCACUUUGAGGGCUUCUUCGACCUCAUCGCCAUCGUGGCAGGCCUGGUCCAGACGGUCCUCUACUGCGAUUUCUUCUACCUCUACAUCACCAAAGUCCUGAAGGGGAAGAAGCUGAGUUUGCCAGCGUAGCCCUGGUCCUCGCCAUCCCUCUCCUCGGUGGCAGCGGCGGCGAGAGGCAGAGGAAGGCCAUGGAAAACGAAGCGCCUUCCCAGCCAGGGGUGACUUUUUAAAGAACCAACCUCUCCCCGCUCCCCAGCCCCCUCCUGCCGAGUUUCAGGGGGCGGUGGAGGACCCAAGUCUUGGGGAACUCAGGACCUGGGCUGUUUGUAGUUUUUUGCCUUUUAGAAAAGAAGAAAAAACCCACAAAUCUUUCCACU
Molecule: messenger RNA, 1112 nt
Organism: Vicugna pacos (alpaca)
Lineage: Eukaryota; Metazoa; Chordata; Mammalia; Artiodactyla; Camelidae
Gene: KDELR1
Product: KDEL endoplasmic reticulum protein retention receptor 1
Biological process (GO): protein retention in ER lumen
Cellular component (GO): membrane
Molecular function (GO): ER lumen protein retrieval receptor activity
Source: RefSeq, a predicted model, not a curated record